UACCGAUUUUAGAUUAUAACUAAAUCCAAUGAAGGAAAUUGUAGACUUAGUAAAUAUUUUGAGGGUUUGAUGGAGGGAUCAUUUAAAAGUCUAGCCUGUUUACCCUCGAACUGAGCUUGAUAAGUUUUAGCUGUGCUCAAUCCGAAUUUGUUUGCAAAUCCAUAAGCAGCAUCCAUGUUCCUUUUAUUGGGUUAACAAAAUCUUGAUCUCCUGAGUGAUAGAGAGGAAACAAAAAAUCAUUUUUUGAAAUGAAUUCAUGACUAGAAUCAAUGGUUUUAAUUGGUUAGAAUGACAAAACUAUGUGAAGCUAAUAUAAUAGAAAACUUCCUUAGAAUGAUCCUCACCCUGAGGAGUGUAUUACAUGUCUUGGAGAAUUCAUCUUCAAAAGAUGGAAUUAGCCUAGUGAUUCUGAAAGCCCUUUGCACUCAGCAAGUAUUGCAUGCUUUCAAAGGAGAGGGGGCUUUUGGACCAAGUUUUUCUUCAUCCACGGUCAAGAGAAUUUUUUUUAUCCACACAAAUAUUGGAUGCUUUCAAAGGAGAGGUGGAGAACAAAAUAAUUAAGAGAUCACCAUGGUGGUUGAGCCACUAAAUUUUCUGUUAACCAAACUUAUUCGCCUACUUAUCAGAUGACCAAACUUAUGAACAAAGUUAUGGGGGGAGACAAGGAGAAUCUUCUCCUUCUCAUGUUCAUGUGGGUCUCCCCUACCAUUUGCAGAUCUUGCACUUAAAAGGAUUCAGCUUCAUUGUUUCUCGCCCAAAACAUUUUAGUUAUUAGUGCAAGUACAUACUACGUACCCAUGGAGUACCAUAUGCUUUCUUGCCUGCACUGAUCUUCCACAAUUUGUCUACUUGCCUCUUCAUUACCCUUUGUAUAUAGUCCAAAUCCAAAUUUUAUUAUUUAAUGAAGAGACAAAAUGUAGGACAACACUACCGGUGUUCCUUUGCCUAGGAGACUAGGAGACAUGGGGCACCUAAUCCUUGUCUCAUAAAAUUUUGUACAAUGGUCUCAAUAUCAACCAUCACAUGCUCUCAUAAUAGAGAGGACAAAGGUCUAGGUUCUCCUUGUCUUCAUUGAUGAGGUUUUAUAGCUAUAUAUUUCAAACCAGUUGGUAGAUCUUCCUGCAGCAAACACAGGCCUUCUUCUUGCAAAGAUGGCUGGGUCUUCUGUGAUGUUGAAAGAUCAGUACCAUUUUCGCUCUAUUAGCUUACCAACAAAAUCACACCCCACAGCUCUCAGAGCCAAGGAGGAGUUGCAGAAGUUUGAUACUUGGAGGACAACAUUUUUUCCAAGGGCUGAGCUGAUUCUAAUUGCCUUGGAUGGCCACAAGAAGUUACAUGAAUGCGUGGAAGAUCUCUUUCAAUUGCCAAUCCUACAACUAGUCCACCUUCAAAACAAGAAAUGGGUAGAUGAGAUGUUGGAUGUAUCCAUUAGAUUAGUGGACAUGUGUGGCACUGCAAGGGAAAUGUUGCUGCAACUGAAAGAACGAGUGCAAAUCCUUCGCUCGGCGAUCCGAAGAAGAGGAGGCAAUUUAGAGAUGAUUCGAAGUGAAGUUGCUUCUUAUCUUUCCUUCAGGAAGAAGAUGAACAAGUAUAUCAUGAAUUGCCUCAAGUUGCUGAGGCGAAAACAUUACAAGGAUGAUGAAGAGCUCCAUGUAUCAGAAUUAACAAGGGUUCUAAGAGAAGCAAGAGUUGUCACCAUUUCCAUCUUCCACUCUCUCUAUUCCUUCAUGUCCAUGGCAAAACCAAAGUCUGGACAUGGUAGGUGGUCUUUGGUUUCAAAACUGAUUCAUAAGGGCCAAGUAGUAUGUGAAGGAGGACAGCAAAGUGCCUUGGGAGAGGUAGAACGUGUGGAUGUUACACUCCAAGUUCUCUGCCAGCACAUUACAAGCAAACAUGUCUCAACAGGGAGGUUGAUCACAAAGGCACAAAUUGAAUUGGAGGCAUUGGAAGGUAGCUUGCAAGGCCUUGAGGAUGGAUUAGAGUCCAUGUUUAGGCACUUAAUCCGAACUAGAGUCUCCCUUCUUAACUCCUCCACAUGUUAAUUAAGUGUUUCUCCUAUUAGUGAUUUUGAUUGAUCCUUGGCAUUCGUUUUUUAGAGGAUUUGUCUAUGGAUUUCACCUACCGAAGUUACAAUUCAUUGUACACUUCAAAUGAAAUACAAAGCAUAUUACAAGCCAAA
Macadamia integrifolia is the source of this 2179-nucleotide messenger RNA. RefSeq lists its product as uncharacterized. The record is from RefSeq and is a predicted model, not a curated record. The coding region runs from base 1152 to 2042 and encodes 296 amino acids. Gene Ontology annotation, biological process: root development; shoot system development. The transcript has a single exon. Lineage: Eukaryota; Viridiplantae; Streptophyta; Magnoliopsida; Proteales; Proteaceae.